AUGGAACGCGUCUCGAAUCACCUAGGCGCAGAAUCGAACCUUCAGGAGAGCUCAUUCAGCUUCCGAAACGGGGUGUCCACUAUCGACGCGAUAACGCGCGUCCGAGGUCAUGCAAAAUCAGUGGUGAGUCAGGGCGAAAUGGCGUUGGCGGUUUAUGACACGGUACUGGAGACGGCGCUACAAGCAGACGUACGCUUGACUUGCUACGCCGACGAAAUUCUGCUCGUCGCCGGUGGCCGCGACUGGCAGCGGAUCAUCAGAUUGACAGAGGCAGGUGUGACUGCAGUCACCGGCCAGAUCAAGAGCUUGGGACUGGACGUGGCGACCAAGAAGACGAAGGCCAACUCGUUUCACGGGCUGCCGCCGACAAGACGUCUGCCGCAGUCGAUCGGCGACGACCGUAUUUUCGUUGGUCGAACGAUGAAGUAUCUCGGAGUGACGCUCGACGAGCGAAUGACCUUCGAAUGGCACUUCGCCACCUUAGGUCCCAGGGUGGAAGGUAGAAGGCCGCUAUGCUGUGUAGGAUCUUCCCCAACAUAG
Heterotrigona itama is the source of this 540-nucleotide messenger RNA. The record is from the annotation of a GenBank genome assembly. NCBI's taxonomy places the organism in Eukaryota, Metazoa, Arthropoda, Insecta, Hymenoptera, Apidae.